Messenger RNA from Prosopis cineraria, 674 nucleotides. Its product is annotated as putative gamma-glutamylcyclotransferase At3g02910. The transcript has a single exon. The record is from RefSeq and is a predicted model, not a curated record. Bases 72 to 617 code for a protein of 181 amino acids. Gene Ontology annotation, molecular function: gamma-glutamylaminecyclotransferase activity. NCBI's taxonomy places the organism in Eukaryota, Viridiplantae, Streptophyta, Magnoliopsida, Fabales, Fabaceae.
UGGGCACAGAUCUGAGCUGUAAUUAAAGCUGACCAAUCAGGCAAAAUGCUCUCACGGGCUGACAGGCGAAGAUGUCGGUGGCAGGGACGGAGGGUGACGGCGGGACACUCCGGCUGAUAUACACGUACGGGACCCUGAAGAAGGGUUUUCCCAACCACCCUCUGCUGGAGGACCUAAUAGGCACGAAAGACGCCGUUUUCAUGGGAAGCUGCGAGACCAGAGAGCGAUACCCCCUCGUGUGCGGGCUGUACGGCGUGCCCUAUCUGAUUCACCUGCCCGGGUCGGGUCACCACAUCAAGGGAGAGCUGUACGGAGUGACCAGGCGAGGGCUGACCCAACUGGAUGAGCUAGAAGGAGUGAGGAUGAGGCAUUACGAGCGCCGCCCAAUCCGAGUGGCGAUGGAGGGAUCGGCGGAGGAGGCGGAGGCGGAGGCGUAUUUCGCGCACAGAAGCUACGGCGAAGGGCUGUGGAAGAAGAGAGGAGAAGCCGGGAUGAAGGAGUACGGAUCGGAGAAUGCGUUGGAUUACGUGAAGUCAGAGCAGAGGACGAAGGACAAGAGCCUUGUUGAAGAGCUGUUUGAGUUUGUGGGUUCAGUCCCAGCUGGCGUUGGUGAUUAAAUUUGAGAGAAAUGAUAAGAUGAAAUUGAUUAUGCAAUAAUCAUGGAAUUAUUAUUA